GGUGAAGCAGUUGUGAGUUUCGUUUUCUGAAAACCGUAUUUGUAUGUAGUUAUUGUUUGUAAUUUCUUUGUUUCUUACUCCAGCAAUUUUUAAUAUUGAGCCCAGUAAAGAAGCGAAGAGCGGGCUUAGUCACCCACCCCUACAGUCGGCUGGUAGAAUAAACCAAAAUGUGUGGGUGUCUAAAGGUGCUACGUAUUUACAAGCCACUACCGCGAACUCUACACUGCAGGCUCUCUAGCUCCACUGCGGCUCCACCGCAAGUGCCGGGAGUGCCUUACUCUAAACUUUCUAUAGGAGUUCCAAAAGAAAUAUGGCAAGAUGAAAGAAGAGUUGCAGUAGUACCAGCAGUAGUUAGCAAAUUAGUUAAAAAGGGCUUCACUGUAAACAUAGAAGAAGGAGCUGGAGCCUUAGCCAAUUUCCCCAACAAGACCUAUGAAGAGGCUGGUGCCAAGGUCACCAGUUUGAAGGACACAUUCCAAUCAAACAUAAUUCUUAAAGUCCGCCCACUAGUGGAUUCCGAGGUCCAAAAUGUACAAAAUGAAGGUACACUUAUAUCGUUCCUUUACCCUGCACAAAAUCAGGAUCUGGUCAAAAAACUUGCAGAAAAAAAGGUCAAUGCAUUUGCUAUGGACUGCGUCCCGCGAAUCAGUCGAGCCCAGGCGUUCGACGCCCUCAGCUCUAUGGCAAAUGUCGCAGGGUACAGGGCAGUCAUAGAAGCGGCUGCACAUUUCCCUAGGUUCUUUUCAGGUCAAAUGACGGCCGCGGGUCGCGUGCCGCCAUGCCGCGUGCUGGUCAUAGGCGGCGGCGUGGCGGGACUGGCGGCGGCGGCUCAGGCGCGCUGCAUGGGCGCCGCGGUGCGGGCCUUUGACACGCGCCCAGCCGUGCGCGAGCAGAUUGAGAGUCUGGGCGCGCAGUUCAUCACUAUGGAUAUGAAGGAAGAGGGCGCGGGAGAAGGCGGCUACGCCAAGGAGAUGAGCCAAGAGUUCCUGGAUGCUGAGCGGGCGUUGCUCGGCAGAGAAGCCAGAACGUCCGACGUCGUGAUCAGCACAGCUCUCAUACCCGGCAAGCCGGCACCGAUUCUCGUUUUAGAGGAUGCGGUCCGUGACAUGGCCCCAGGCAGCGUGAUCGUAGACCUGGCAGCCGAAAUGGGCGGCAACGUGCAAACCACCAAGAAGGGAGAGAUCGUCAAAGUGCACGGCGUCACUCACAUCGGCCUCACUGACUUACCAAGCCGCAUGCCUGCCCAUGCGUCCACUCUCUACGCCAACAACAUUUCAGGGUUUCUAUUCAGUUUGGGUACAAACGACCACUUCCACAUCAACCUCGAGGAUGAAGUGACUCGCGGUGCCAUAGUUUUGAAGGCGGGCGAGCUGCUAUGGCCGCCACCGCCGCCGCCCAGCAUGGCUCCCGUGCAGCAACCCAAGCAAGCCGCUGUUGCUAAGGCAGAACCGCCCAGUCCAUUCAAUGAGACGCUGAAAGACACUUUCUUGUAUUCUACAGGGUUGGCCAGUUUAAUCGGUCUUGGUAUGGUGUCACCAAAUCCAGCCUUCACAACUAUGACUACAACACUGGCUCUAUCUGGCGUGGUGGGCUACCACACGGUGUGGGGCGUGGUGCCGGCGUUGCACUCGCCGCUGAUGUCGGUCACCAACGCCGUGUCGGGCAUCACGGCCGUCGGCGGCCUGCUGCUCAUGGGCGGCGGGUACGUGCCCGAGACGCCGGUGCAGUGGUUAGCGAGCACUGCCGCUCUCAUCUCAUUCGUCAACGUUUUCGGCGGUUUCCUAGUAACACAGCGAAUGCUUGACAUGUUCAAAAGGCCUGGUGACCCACCGGAAUAUGGAUACCUGUACGCUAUUCCUGCAGCCGCUCUUCUUGGAGGAUAUAUGACCACAGCUAUGCAGGGUUACCCAGAAGUACAUCAGAUGGCGUACUUGGCGUCUUCGCUUUGCUGCGUGGGCGCACUCGCUGGACUCAGCUCCCAGACCACCGCCAGAAAAGGAAAUUACCUCGGAAUGAUCGGUGUGUCGGGAGGUAUAGCGGCCACUCUCGGAGCGUUGACUCCAAGCGCAGAGGUUCUAGCCCAAAUGGUCGGUGUCGCUGGCAUUGGCGGUCUACUCGGUGCUACCAUCGCAAAGAAAAUUGAAAUCACGGAUCUACCACAGCUCGUGGCUGGUUUCCACAGCCUCGUGGGUAUGGCAGCGGUACUGACGUGCCUCGCGACGUACAUGCAUGACUUCCCCGCCAUGGCGCUCGACCCCACCGCCGCUACGCUCAAGACCUCGCUGUUUUUGGGAACUUACAUCGGCGGUAUCACCUUCACCGGAUCCCUGGUAGCCUACGGCAAGCUGCAGGGCUCGCUGUCGUCAGCACCUUUGAUGCUGCCUGGACGGCACGCGAUCAACGCAGGAUUACUAGCCGGUUCUCUGGGCUGCGGCGGCGCACUGCUGGCCUUCCCAGAGGUGCCCGGCCUACCGCUGCUGUCCGCUGCUGCGGUACUAAGCGGUAUCCAGGGCCUGACGCUCACCGCCGCUAUCGGAGGUGCGGACAUGCCAGUGGUGAUCACAGUGCUGAACAGCUACUCGGGCUGGGCGCUGUGCGCGGAAGGCUUCAUGCUCAACAACUCGCUCAUGACCAUCGUGGGCGCUCUCAUCGGCAGCUCUGGUGCUAUCCUGUCCUACAUCAUGUGCAAGGCCAUGAACCGUUCCCUGCCCAACGUAAUCUUGGGUGGCUACGGCGUGGCCACAGGCGGCUCGGCGCGGCCGGCCGGCGCCACGCACACAGAGCUCAAUGUGGACUCGGUGGCUGACCUCAUCCACCGCGCUUCCAAUAUCAUCAUCACGCCUGGUUAUGGACUGUGCGUGGCGAAGGCGCAGUACCCGAUCGCCGAGCUCGUGGACCUGCUUAAAGGCAUCGGCAAGAGGGUGCGCUUCGCGAUCCAUCCAGUUGCGGGACGUAUGCCUGGCCAGCUGAACGUGUUGUUGGCAGAAGCUGGAGUGCCAUAUGAUGAUGUCUUUGAAAUGGAAGAAAUCAACGACGACUUCCCCGAAACUGACCUUGUGCUUGUUAUUGGUGCUAACGACACCGUAAACAGCGCAGCUGAAGAUGAUCCUAACUCACCAAUCGCAGGAAUGCCGGUCUUGAAAGUAUGGAAAUCAAACCAGGUGGUGGUUAUGAAGCGGUCAAUGGGCGUGGGAUACGCGGCGGUGGACAACCCGAUCUUCUACAACCCUAACACGGCCAUGUUGCUCGGAGACGCCAAGAAGACGUGCGACGCCCUCCUGGAGAGAGUCAAGCAUCUGGCGGCUUAAGCCUUGACUAAAUGGUACAGUCGACAGCAUGUGAGAAUAUGCAUUUAUAUUGCAUAGUAGCACCUAUAACAACUACUUGAGAUGCCAUAGUGUAUGGCACGAUGUUCUGUCCUCUGUACAUUUCUGAAGGUAGCUUGAAUCACAUUUAACAAAAUGUGAGUAUCUAGGAGGAUUGAUUAUUAUUAAUAUACUUUUAAUAACUUUAAAACACCAUAAGUACAGAUAAACUAACCAUAUAAAAUGGUUUUCCGAAACUUAAUUUUGAAUUGCAAUUCGGCAAGAUUAUUGCACCGACAAUGUUGAUUGUACUUACGAUAACCGUUAAGUAUGGAUUUAAUAUGUGAUAAGAAAUAUUAACUGAAAAAAGCGGUGCCAUCGAACCCAUGUUGCUGAUGAUAUUAUAAAAUACCAUAAAGUUACAUGAUACGGUAUUAUGAAUACAAUGCUAUUCCCUAAUGUAUGCUGACUUUUUUCUAAGAUAAAAUUAAAUCGGUUUGUGUGAAAUCGAUUUGGAUGUUGCUACUUAGAAAUAAUACGUACUUAUA
Molecule: messenger RNA, 3853 nt
Organism: Ostrinia furnacalis (Asian corn borer)
Lineage: Eukaryota; Metazoa; Arthropoda; Insecta; Lepidoptera; Crambidae
Product: NAD(P) transhydrogenase, mitochondrial
Exons: 23
Coding region: 168-3308 (1046 amino acids)
Biological process (GO): NADPH regeneration; proton transmembrane transport
Cellular component (GO): mitochondrial inner membrane
Molecular function (GO): NADP binding
Source: RefSeq, a predicted model, not a curated record